CACUAUAAAGCGGCUGACACCUGGUGGCUCGUGCUCUCACCCGUGCAGCGCUGAGGAAGGACUUCAUUCAGGCUAUGGGGAGGAAAGAGGAUGUGGCUUGUUAUGUGCAGAUAACGGGCGCGUCUAGUUCCAUCUGCGUUGAUGUCUCCUGUGACUUUCCGUGCCUUAUAAGUCCAGCCUCAGGGAGCGGAGCCCGCUGAAAGACGGCCAGCCGCCGGCUGAGCGAGCCGCUGAGGAGGAAAUGCGACGUCAUUCAAAGAAGAAGAAUGUUGUUUUGGCAGUGCUGCUGCUACUCGGGGCGUUGUACUUCAUUAGCCAUUCGGACUUCCUCAUUUCUGGCUGGACAAGGUCAGACGAACAGAUUCCAAAGGAGUUAACUUGGCAAGCAGAUAGGCUGGUUAGUAAGGAGUCCUGGGUCGAACAGGGAGAUUACCUGCCUUUCAAUGUGUCCUAUCAGCUGCUUGCUGGAGCACCAUCCACUCAGCAGAGGUAUUUGUCUAUUGGAUUAUCAUCGGUGAAGAGGAUGAAGGGCAGCUAUCUAAUCCCCACCCUGCAGUCGCUCUUCUCCCAGUCGUCUCCUGAAGAGCACUCUUCCAUGGUGGUGAUAGUGCUGCUAGCAGAUUUCGAUGACGGCUGGAGAGUCACUACAGUGAGAGAGAUCAAAACUGCAUUUGCCUCCGAGCUGGAACAAGGACACCUGGUGGUCCUCCAUGUUCCUCAGGAUUGGUACCCUCCUCUAACAGGUCUAAAGAGGAACUUCAACGAUGCCCCUGAUAGGGUGUCGUUCCGCUCCAAGCAGAACCUGGAUUACUCCUUCCUGAUCCACUACAGUGCCGGUCUCAGCCGAUACUAUCUUCAACUGGAGGACGACAUCUCCUCUGCUAAAAACUUUCUUACCACCAUCAAGAGGCGUGUUGAGGAGCAAGAGGCUAAGUCCCCCAAUUGGGCAACGCUGGAGUUCUCAGCCCUCGGCUACAUCGGGAAACUCUACAAAUCAGCCCACCUUCCUCUCCUGGCCCGCUUCCUCUUCGUCUUCUACCAGGAAAUGCCCUGCGACUGGUUGAUGGCUCACUUCCGAGUGCUGCUGACUCAGAAAGAGCAAAUCUUCUUCAAGCCCUCGUUGUUCCAACACAUGGGGACUUUCUCUUCGUUCCAAGGGACAUACAACAAGCUAAAGGACAAGGACUUUGAAGAGGGGUUAUACGCCAAUCCUGCAGCUGAGGUUUUCUCUGAUAUGUCACCCUACAAGACACACAUCCCCAAACUGGCCUGGGAUGCCGGCGAGGGAUUCUUCUGGGGACGCUCCCCAGAAAAAGGAAAUCACCUGACUGUGGUGUUCACAAAUCCUGCACUAGUGACGGGCAUAUUUGUAGAAACAGGGUCAGGGGGCAAAGAUCUCCUGGAGUCAGCUCUGGUGGAGAUUGGCCGUGACGUGAUUCCCACCAAGAACGGGGAGAAGAGUUGUAUAGAGUUCAAUUCAGUGGGGACGUUGCAAAAUGGCAGGUUUGAGAUGCAGGAGAUGGACAAAAAGUAUAGCUCUGCCUCUUCCUGUUUGAGGAUACAAGUCACAGACGGGCAGAAGGAUUGGGCGAUCAUUCAGAAAAUCAGGAUCUCAACAAAGCCUGAACCUCCACACCAAGCGUAGGAUUGGAUCGUUCCUCCUGCCAGAUUAAUAAUUUAUCCUGGUUUGAUCUGCUGGACCUUUCUAUGCACGCUGAACAUGUGACUUUUGUGCCUUUUGUUUAACACAAUCCAGUGCUUAAUGCAACUUUGUAAAGCUAGUGUCAGUAUGAAGAAAAUGUUUGACCAAGAUCUGUGAUAACAUGUUGUGUCUCUUUAACAUAAUAAGGAGAUUUGCAAUGAUGAAAAAGUUCAAAUGAGCUAACAAGUAAGCAACUCUGUGGCUUAUUUAAUAUGUCAUGUAAUGUGUGUCACAGUUUGGGACACACACAGUAGAAGUGGUUAUUUUUAUUGUCCAUUGUUUUUAAAUGUUGAAGUGUAGAGGAGGGAGUAACUGGUUAGUGGUUUUAUAACAGAUUCAAGAUUGUGCUGUGGUUUGUUUUUGUACAAGUGUCAAAGACAUGUUAGACGCUGUAAGACGCCUUAAUCAGAAUAGACACGUCAAUAUGAUCACACCUAGGGCCUUACAGGAUUCAGGACUUCGUUCAUCCAUCCACAUCACACCUGCAAUCAGAGCAUGUCUGUGUCAGUCCAUGAAGGCCAACUACGCAUUUAAGAAAUUCAUAUAAAUGUAGUUUGUGUGCUCCUGGAUGAGAAGCAUCUUCUUAUUUUCCACAUUUUCCAUUUUUCAUCAGUGUGUUCUCCUUUAUUCCUGCCAGACCGUAUAAAGAUUCAGGGUUUCUUCUUUAUGUAUUGCCCAUCAUGCUGCAAAAUGUUGCUGAGACUUUUCCAUAAUUUGAGAGGGCCAAAUCAAAUCACUCACUGACAAAGGCAUAUCUACAGGCAACUUCUGUUUCCACAGAGGAGAAAACAAUAGCUUAUUCUUUUGCAAUGUUUAUUGGAGCCAGUCAUAGAACAAGAACACAUUCUGGAGGGAAAACUGAUUAAAAAAAAGGUGCCACAAAAAGUGUAUGAGCCACAGAGAGAGGAGGGAGGAGACGGGUGGAUGUAGGCAGUGUAAAGGGGAUUUUGUGGGCAAAAACAAGCCUUUCAGUCAGUAAUCAUUAUGACGCAAACAUCUAUUAACUAAAAGAUAUUUUAAGAAAAGUGUUUUAUAUUCUUGCCCUCAAAUCUAUGUAUUUACUUUUCAUGAGUUAGAAACUACUUCAGCCAUGCUAAAAUAAUUAACAACUGGUGCACAUUUAUUUUUGUAGCUCGAAGAAUUAAAUGAAGAAGUGGUUAUUUCUAUUGUCCAAGUUCACUGGUCUUGUUGUGCAUCUCUGUGUCUCUGCUUAGAGGAUGAUGGUACUCCUUGGCUGGCUACUUUCUCCGCCAUAUUGCUCUGUGGUCUCCCCUUGCCAGUAUCGGGUCUGCUAUUGGUUCCCUCUCCAGCAGCAGGCCUCAAAGCCAGCUUCUCUUCGGCUACAGAGCACUGACUCGGCGGCUUGUCUUUCCCAGUAUCCUGAAUAGCUUGUUUUUCUUCAGCAGCCUGACCAAUGGAUCCAACCACAGCUGCCUGUGGGUCCUGGUUUUGGCUGGCAAUUCUCUCGCCUCCAGUGAUGGGGCGGUUCUGAGAUGCUUGUUGGACUUCAGCUGCAGAUGAUGGGGCAGCACCGGCCUGCUGUACAUCCACAUUGGUCUGAAAGUAAUGAGAACAGAUAAAGGGGUACAGUCAUGCACUUAUAAUUGAAAAAGUUGUAUUCAUAAGCAGAAAAACACACCGUUGUUCACGUCAGUAAGCUCCGUGAGUGUUGGUGGUAUAGCUAAUGGUGGCUGGUGUUAGCUAACAUUAGAUAGAGUAUUGCUGUAUAAUACCCAUUAAAUGUGUUGAUUUCACGAAUCUU
Micropterus dolomieu (smallmouth bass) is the source of this 3464-nucleotide messenger RNA. Its product is annotated as alpha-1,3-mannosyl-glycoprotein 4-beta-N-acetylglucosaminyltransferase C-like. The coding region runs from base 242 to 1645 and encodes 467 amino acids. The transcript has 5 exons. Gene Ontology annotation, molecular function: acetylglucosaminyltransferase activity. NCBI's taxonomy places the organism in Eukaryota, Metazoa, Chordata, Actinopteri, Centrarchiformes, Centrarchidae. The record is from RefSeq and is a predicted model, not a curated record. Gene Ontology annotation, biological process: protein N-linked glycosylation.